AGGCGCGGGGCCGCGCGGCGGGGCGGGGGAGGGGAUCGCUGAUGCAAGAGGCGAGCGCGGCGGUCGUGGGCAACGGCCGAUCCCGUCCCUGAGAGUCCCGCGCUCCGCGCCGCGCCGCGCCCGGCCGCAGCCAUGUCGGGCGACGAGAUGAUUUUCGAUCCCACUAUGAGCAAGAAGAAGAAGAAAAAGAAGAAGCCCUUUAUGUUGGAUGAGGAAGGAGGGGAUACACAAGCGGAGGAGACUCAGCAGUCAGAAACAAAAGAAGUUGAACCAGAGCCAACAGAAGACAAAGAUGUUGAAGCAGACGAAGAAGACAGCAGGAAGAAAGAUGCAACAGAUGACCUGGAUGAUUUAAACUUCUUAAAUCAAAAGAAAAAAAAAAAAACAAAAAAGAUAUUUGACAUAGAUGAAGCAGAAGAAGGUGUAAAGGACUUGAAAAUUGAAGGAGAUGUGCCAGAGGCAGUAGAACCUGAGGAUGACCUUGAUAUCAUGCUGGGCAAUAAAAAGAAAAAAAAGAAGAAUGUGAAGUUUCCAGAUGAAGAUGAGAUAAUGGAGAAGGAUGAAGCUUUUGAGGAUGAAGAUAGCAAAAAAGAUGAUGGAAUUUCUUUUAGCCUUCAGUCAGGACCUGCGUGGGCAGGCUCAGAAAGGGACUACACGUAUGAUGAGUUGCUCAACAGAGUAUUUAACAUCAUGCGGGAAAAAAAUCCAGAUAUGGUAGCUGGAGAAAAACGAAAAUUUGUCAUGAAGCCUCCACAGGUUGUAAGAGUAGGGACCAAGAAAACAUCUUUUGUCAACUUCACAGAUAUCUGCAAAUUAUUACAUCGUCAGCCAAAACAUCUUCUGGCAUUUUUGUUGGCAGAAUUGGGUACAAGUGGCUCAAUAGAUGGUAACAACCAACUUGUAAUCAAAGGAAGAUUCCAGCAAAAACAGAUAGAAAACGUUUUGAGAAGAUAUAUCAAGGAGUAUGUCACCUGUCAUACAUGUCGGUCACCAGACACAAUCCUACAGAAGGACACCAGAUUAUAUUUCUUGCAGUGUGAGACCUGCCACUCUCGCUGCUCUGUCGCCAGCAUCAAAACUGGUUUCCAGGCUGUCACAGGCAAGAGAGCACAGCUCCGUGCCAAAGCUAACUAGUUUGCUAAUCAACACUGGAUUUUGCAAAGUGUUCUGGGGAGAUAUGACUGGACAGGUUUACGAUCGGAAUGGAUUUACCAUUGUAUUAAAACAAGAUUGUAAAAGCAACAGGAAAUUUGGCUUUUGAUUGGUCUGUGAAAUCCUUGCAAGAUGCAGAUCCUCAAGCUGUUCACAUACAUUUGCUCGUUGAAUAUAUUUUACCAACUGUAAGGAACGUGAUGGGAAAGGAAGUGCUUUUUAAUCCAUUCAGACUUCUGUAAAACACAAGAUAAAUUAAACAUACUAUAACAGUGA
This is a messenger RNA of Tyto alba (common barn owl), 1428 nucleotides long. RefSeq names its product eukaryotic translation initiation factor 2 subunit beta (gene EIF2S2). Gene Ontology annotation, biological process: formation of translation preinitiation complex; translational initiation; formation of cytoplasmic translation initiation complex. Gene Ontology annotation, cellular component: eukaryotic translation initiation factor 2 complex. The record is from RefSeq and is a predicted model, not a curated record. Gene Ontology annotation, molecular function: translation initiation factor binding; translation initiation factor activity; mRNA binding. Lineage: Eukaryota; Metazoa; Chordata; Aves; Strigiformes; Tytonidae.